Molecule: messenger RNA, 762 nt
Organism: Pediculus humanus corporis (human body louse)
Lineage: Eukaryota; Metazoa; Arthropoda; Insecta; Psocodea; Pediculidae
Product: Exosome complex exonuclease RRP41, putative
Exons: 4
Coding region: 1-762 (253 amino acids)
Biological process (GO): U4 snRNA 3'-end processing; poly(A)-dependent snoRNA 3'-end processing; rRNA catabolic process
Cellular component (GO): cytoplasmic exosome (RNase complex); nucleolus; nuclear exosome (RNase complex)
Source: RefSeq, a predicted model, not a curated record
AUGAAUAAAUUAAUAUCCGAUCAAAAUUUAAGGUUAGAUGGAAGAAGAGCAAGUGAAUUAAGGCAAAUUCGUUGUAAACUAGGCGUUUUUAGUCAGCCCGAUGGUAGUGCCUACAUUGAAAUGGGAAAUACAAAAGUAUUAGCUGCAGUUUAUGGACCACAUCAGGUUCGAGGACGUACAAAACCUCUUUUGGAUGCUGCAGUGAUUAACUGUCAAUAUUCGAGUGCCGUUUUUAGUACAGAAGAACGGAAAAAAAGGCCUAGAGGAGAUAAAAAAAGUCAAGAAAAAUCUAUGCAUUUAUGUCAGGCAUUAAGUGCUGCAAUUAAAACUGAACUCUAUCCAAAAAGUCAAAUAGAUAUUUUUGUAGAGGUUUUGCAAAGCGAUGGUGGAAGUUUUAGUGCAGCUGUUAAUGUAUCAACUCUUGCAUUAAUUGAUGCUGGAAUACCAUUAAAAGAAUAUGUCACAUCUUGUACAGCUAGUUUGGCUAAUGAAAAUAUUCCAUUAGUUGAUGUCACAUAUUUAGAAGAAUCAUGUGGUGGACCUACUCUUACAAUAGCAACAUUACCAUUAGCAAAAAAGAUUGCUUUAAUGGAAAUGUCACAGAGAUUUCACUUGGAUCAUUUAGAGAAAGUUUUAAAUACUGCUAUGGAGGGCUGUAAAAAUAUUCAAGUGAUUUUAAAUGAAGCAGUUAAAAGACACAUUUUGCAAAAUGGAUCCUCCAAUAAAAGUUCUGAUAUAACAUUUUCUAAAGUUGAAUUGUAA